AUGGCUGGACCCAUCUCAGAAGGAUUUAUAUAGGGAAGUCAUGUUGGAGAACUACAGGAACUUGGGCUCUCAAUUUCUAAGCCCAACAUGAUCUCCUUAUUGGAGCAAGGGAAGGACCCUUGGGUAGUGGACGGAGAGACGUCAGAUGGUCACUGUGCAGAUUGGGAGUCUUGGUAUGAAAUCAAAGAAUUAUCUACAAAAUGGUACAUUGAUGAAGAAGUACCCCAAGGGGUGGUAAUGGAAAGGCUUACAAGAUGUGACGUUGAAUGCUCCAGGGUCAGAGAAGCCAAGGAAUAUGAGGACGGAUGUGAUCAGCUUGAGGGCUAUCAGGAGAAGCAUUUCAAGCAAAUGACAACUCUUAGAGAAAUCUCUGCUGUAAACAGAGACAACGAAUUUAGCAAUUCUAAGAGAAGCAUUUUCUUGAAGUCAAUAAUUUUAACACAACAGACAGCUCCUGAAGUAGAGGAAGUCCAUACAUUUGAUAUUUAUGAUAAAAUGUUCCCCCCUAAUUCAGUCUUCAUUGAACAUAAAAGAUUACAUACUGAGAAGGAAUCUUUGCUACAUAAUGAAUAUGCAAAGUUCAGUCAGAACACAUACCUUAGUAAAGAUACCAGAGGCCCUCCUGGGAAGAAACCUUAUGAAAAUAAUGAUUAUUCGAGUCUUUUAAGUUUCCACUCAUUAUUUAACCAGUGUCAAACUGCUCAUUUUGGAAAAUUAGCCCACAGUUAUGAGGAUUGUGGUGAUGGCUUCAGCUGUUAUGCAUUCUUUACUCAACCUCAGAGGACUCACAGGAGAGAGAAGCCACAUACAUGUAAUAACUGUGGCAAAGCCUUCAGUCAUGGCUUCUUUCUCACUGACCAUCAGAGAAGGCAUAUUGGAGAGAAACCCUACGAAUGCAAGGACUGCAACAAAGCCUUCAGGCAGAGUGCACACCUCGCCCAACACCAGAGAAUCCACACUGGGGAGAAGCCCUUUGUGUGCAGUGACUGUGGGAAGGCCUUCAGCCGUUUUGCCUUCCUUGUUGAACACCAGAGAAUUCACACCGGGGAGAAACCAUAUGAAUGUAAGGAGUGUAACAAGGCCUUCAGACAGAGCGCACACCUCAGUCAGCACCAGAGAAUUCACACUGGAGAGAAACCUUAUGAAUGUAGUCAGUGUGGCAAAGCCUUCAGCAGGCGCAUCGCCCUCACUUUGCAUCAGCGGAUUCACACAGGAGAGAAACCCUUUAAAUGUGACGAAUGUGGGAAGACCUUUGGCUAUCGUUCACACCUUAAUCAACAUCAGAGAAUCCAUACUGGGGAAAAACCCUAUGAGUGUAUCAAAUGUGGGAAGUUCUUUAGGACGGACUCACAACUUAAUCGACAUCAUAGAAUUCACAGUGGAGAGAGACCUUUCGAAUGCAGCAAGUGUGGGAAAGCCUUCAGUGACACUUUACUGCUCAUUCAUCAUAAGAGGAGCCAUGCGGGAGAGAAACCCUAUGGAUGUAACAAAUGUGGCAAAGCCUUCAGUUGUGGCUCCUAUCUCACUCAACAUCAGAGAAUUCACACUGGAGAGAAACCCUAUGAAUGUAAGGAGUGUGGGAAGGCCUUCCAUCAGAUCUUGUCACUGAGGCUACACCAGCGCAUUCACGCUGGAGAAAAACCCUCUAACUGCAGUGAUUGUGGGGAUAGUUUCAGCUGUGUCACAGCCCUCAAGCGACAUCAGAAAGUUCAUAACAGAGACACUCUCUCAUUAUAACAAGUAUAAGAAAGAAUUGGUCACCAUUCUGUCCUUAUUAACUAAAUAUCAAUUCUUUGGUUUGUAAUUUUAGGAAAGUAAUACCUAUGGAGAAGCCUUCAGCUCAUAAGUAUCCUUAUUUAAAAUUGCCUGAAAGACAGACAUUUACUUUUUGAACUGUUAGAUACUCUGUUUGAGACUUAGCUCACCCUCAGUGCAUAUGAUUUGGAUGAAACUAUUAGCAAGCAGUAGGAUGGUCAUGCUCUGGUUAAGUUCCCACAACCCAGUGAUGAUACGGGAUCAGUAGAUGAGCCUUUCUGGUCCUCUAGAGCUCUUUGGUGGGGAUGGGGGUGUGUGUUAUGGGCAAGAAUAGCUAAUUUUGUUUUCUCUGGAAUUAGAAGUAUCAAUGAUUUAGUGUGGCUAAAAAUUCACCAAUAGCCCCCCCUUUUUUAAAAAAAAAUUAUGCAUACAAGAACUGGGGUACAGGCCAGAAGUGAAGGGGGUAAGGGGAUUCGCCAGAGACAGAAUGAGAAGUAGAACAGCUGGAUCUACUGAAACAACACUGCUGAAUUGAGCAGUGUGCAAUACAGGAGAGAUCUGCUGUACCAUGUGGGUCAGCUUCCUGGUGGGGAUUGAACUCAUGCUGCA
Messenger RNA from Condylura cristata (star-nosed mole), 2364 nucleotides. RefSeq names its product zinc finger protein 527 (gene ZNF527). The record is from RefSeq and is a predicted model, not a curated record. The transcript is spliced from 3 exons. Gene Ontology annotation, biological process: regulation of DNA-templated transcription. Lineage: Eukaryota; Metazoa; Chordata; Mammalia; Eulipotyphla; Talpidae.